AUGGGAGGAGGGGGAGCAGGGAAGCGCAAGACCCGCGCCGCGGGCGAGGAGGGCGUCGACGCGGAUGACGACCCGGAGAAUCUCGCGCUGCAGGUGGUGGCGCAGAAGCCCAAGACCGUGGACGACCGCGCGGUGUCGAUCGUCGGCGUGCCCUCGCAGCAGCCCCAUCCGAAGCCAGGCAUGAACCGCACGUCCUCGCUCGACGCGCCCAUCAUGCUGCUGGAGGGACACGGGGACGCGGUCAACUCCAUCAAGUUCUCACCGGACGGCGCGACGGUGGCGUCGUGCGGCGCGGAUAAGACGGUGCUCAUGUGGAACGUCCGCGGCGACUGCGAGAACUACAUGAUGAUGCAGGGUCACAAGAACUCGGUGCUGGAGCUGCACUGGACCGCGGACGGCGAUAACAUCCUCACGUGCUCGCCGGACAAGACCCUGAGGCUCUGGGACGCCACCACGGGCGAGUCCGUGAAGUGCAUGAAGGGGCACCAAUCCUUCGUCAACGCGUGUUCGGCGGCGCCCAAGGGGAAACCGCUGUGCGUGUCGGGCUCCGACGACGGGACCGCGAAGUUGUGGGACUUCAGGCGCAAGGGUGAGGUUGCGACGUUCGCGGACAGGUUCCAGGUGACGGCGGUGGCGUUCGACGCGGAGGGUGACAGGUUUUUCAGCGGCGGCCUCGACAACGUCUUAAAGUGCUGGGACAUUCGCAACGACGCCGAGCCUUACAUGGUCCUCCCGGGGCACACCGACACCAUCACGGGCAUCGCCGUCGCGCCCGACGGGUCGCACGUGCUCACCAACGCGAUGGACUGCACGCUGCGCGCGUGGGACGUUCGAUCGUACGCUCCGGAGGAUAGGUGCGUGAAGUAUUUCGUCGGACACCAGCACAACUUCGAGAAGGGGAUGCUCAAGUGCGGCUGGUCGCCCGACGGCGCGAAGGUGACCGCGGGGAGCGCGUGCAGGAACGUGUUCGUGUGGGACUUCGACAGCAGGCGGGUGCUGUACAAGCUGCCGGGUCACGAGGGGGCGGUGAACGAGGUUACGUUUCACCCGACGGAGCCGAUCAUCGGAAGCGCCGGAUCCGACGGGAAGAUCUACCUCGGCGAACUCGCAGAUUGAGCUCCCGUCACGUCUCCGUCGCCCUACUUACUGACGUCAUCGCGCGCGUGCGUAGUGCACCAACCAGGGAGAAACUUUUUUACACGAGAAAUCAAACUCUAGACGCGAA
Messenger RNA from Micromonas commoda, 1225 nucleotides. Its product is annotated as splicing factor. Gene Ontology annotation, molecular function: RNA binding; protein binding. Bases 1 to 1116 code for a protein of 371 amino acids. Gene Ontology annotation, cellular component: catalytic step 2 spliceosome. NCBI's taxonomy places the organism in Eukaryota, Viridiplantae, Chlorophyta, Mamiellophyceae, Mamiellales, Mamiellaceae. The record is from RefSeq and is a predicted model, not a curated record. The transcript has 2 exons.